AUGGAGCGGAGGAAUUCAUUAAACUUAGAAGCAGGCACCGAAAUUUUCUCUGGAGGAAGAACACCGAGGAACAGUGCGGGAAGCUUCAGUAAAAUGGCAACUAGAUCUGGAGGAACAGGUACUAGCUUUCAGAAAAGGGUUGAAGCGAAAUCUGUGUCUGAUGAAAACUGCCUGUCAGAGUCAUCAAGAAGAAUUCAGCAAUCAAUAUCAUUUGGAAACAAGAUAGUGACAUUAGACGGGUGCUUGUUAUUCUCUGUGCUCCUUGAAGAUGACAAAGUGAUUUAUAGUCGGAACAAGUUUUUUAGGAACAACAAAAGAACAGAAAACGAAAAGGAGUCAAGGACAAAAGAUGAUAUAUGCAGUGCAAGCAAAAGAGAAGAAAUGAAAUUUAUAUUGGACAACUGGGCAAUAAAAGUUAAGAAUAUCACUAAUGAUACACAUUCGGCGCUGCUGGAAUAUUCCAGAAUCAUGUAUGAAGAUGGAAAUGAACAACAAGGUGGAAUUUCAUUGGGUAGCGAACUGCCAUCAGCUGAGAGAACAAUAAGCAGUGGAUUGAAACGUGGAGUUCUACAAAAAUUAGAAGAGAUGGGAUUAUCAACAAAUGCAACAGAGAAGGAUGAAUGCGAACAUACCGAUGAGACUGUUCCUGAAGAGCUGGACUGCCCAACGCCAUUGCUCAUAGUAACACCAGCAGUAGAACAAGGAAUUAUAUGCCUUCGAGAUGAUGACACAGAAAAAUCUGAUGCUAAUAGUAUAAUUGUCAACGACAUAAAAGUGGUAAUCCAGUAUAUAAAUAGAAAUUCAAGAUUCGGAGUGUCUCCGUUUGCAAUAGGGAUGACACACCCAGAUGCGCCAUUGGAAGCUCAACUGGCGUCACAAAUAGCACUAUGCCAUAUGAAUGAUGAAGACACAGCAAGAUGGGAUGAAAAAAGGUGGAGACAUUUCCUACCGACUGAUUUUGCGGUUUGGGGACUGAAGAAAGCUAGAGGCGAGCCGACAUUACUAGUUAAGGACAUGUUAUUGGGUGAACACAUAUCAUACAACGUCGAAGACUGCAGGCUUGUCAUGGCGCCAAUACUUGUGGAGUGGCAUUGGUACCUUUAUAUAUGGGAUUUCAAGAGGAAGAAGGUAGUGGUGCUAGAUCCAAAAAACAUGAAACUAGGAAAUUCAGUAUUGGAGGAUAAGCACAAAGGCUACAUUUUGCUACUCAAUUCUUGUAUGAAUGAGUGCUGGAGAAAUCUGACAAAUAGCAAUAACAACAAUAUUGAUAAUUGGGACACUGAAUACAUUGAUGUCAUCGGGGGAGAAACAAACAGAUACUUCGAUGGGGAAGUCUUGACAAGGGUGUUGACUAAGGAGGCCACCCAACUGCAAAGGAUGAACCUAAUGUACCAGCUACUGAAGAUGGAUGGCAACAUUGGCAAUCCACCGUCAUCAAUAAGGAAUGCAAUGUACCAUUGCGAAUAG
Messenger RNA from Miscanthus lutarioriparius, 1467 nucleotides. The record is from the annotation of a GenBank genome assembly. Lineage: Eukaryota; Viridiplantae; Streptophyta; Magnoliopsida; Poales; Poaceae.